Messenger RNA from Peronospora belbahrii, 1737 nucleotides. Lineage: Eukaryota; Oomycota; Peronosporomycetes; Peronosporales; Peronosporaceae. The record is from the annotation of a GenBank genome assembly.
AUGAUGACGGCCCAGCAGCAGAGUGCGGACCAAGUCAAGACGUACACAUAUCCACACAGAACACCUGGAGUCAACGUUGCUUCUUCUUCUGGAGCUUCAGACGUCGCUGAACAUACUGCUGUAAUGUCUGGUGGCAACUCUGCAUCCACAAACAGCACGACGUCGCUUCCCAUCGCAGACAGGAAACGCAAGCACCCCUCAAGUCCUACUGAUAAUCGUAUCGUUGCCAAUGGAAGCGUCGACACGCCAAACGAAGAGCCAUCCAAAAAGUCCCGCCGUGAGCUGCCACCGCACACUGUUGCCAUCCUUAAGGGUUGGAUGCUCUCUCGUGAGCAUGUGAAGCACCCGUACCCGACAGACGAGGACAAACAAAUGCUGCUAAAGAAGACAGGCAUUAGCAUGAAGCAGCUUACGAACUGGUUCACGAACGCACGCAAGCGCAUCUGGAAACCCAUGAUGCGACGCGAACAUUCGCGCCAGAUGCAGUCCGCCAUGGAGUUUGAUCAUACAACGAUGCGCGAGUUUCCCGGUGCUGGACGUAGUCAGCAGUAUGCGGAGAGUAGUUAUGCUCCUCGUUCGUCGGUUCGGCACUCAUUCGACGCUGGAAGCCUGGGUGCGCCUCUUCACGCGGCAGCAGGUACUUUCGACAGGUAUGCACGACCGCAGGCCGUCCCCGUAAAUGCAUCAAUGUACCCGACACGUGUCGUGCGCUCCAUGUCGGAGGCUCCAGCCCCAAGGCCCGAUGUUGACGAUUAUUUGGAUGCUGAACGGAUUCGAGAGCGCGUGUUAAAGCGCGGGCACGACGGGCAUGGUCCGCGCAAUAGUUUGUCACCUCCUGGGCAUACGAUAUUGCAGGAGCGGGUAAAUGGGAACGCGCGACACGAAUAUCCGUAUCCGAGCGAUUGUGAUCGAUUGCAGCUUGUAAGAGACACGGGGCUUGAUGUAUCACAUGGAGAUGGGUGGGUUACGAGUCUUUGUGAACAGACGGGUUGCCCCUCUGUCCAUGCUGCUUCCAUUCCAUCUGCUGGAAACCCGAUGUUUCCACCCCAUCCUGCGUACGGGGAGCGCCGAUCUAUUCCGUCCCGCGGCAAUCCUAUGUUUCCUCCGCGACCAACCGCUUCCAGCUCGUUUCGAGCAUCUGUUCCUUCUGUUGGAAAUUCGCAGUUUUCUCCGCCCCCUGCGCGUCGUGAAGCAAGCGACAGCCGUUUCGCAGGGUUUCUGUCGACUGUUUCGCGCUAUCUAGGUCACGAAGUGACACGAAUGCGCUCAAUGACGGUCAGCUCCAGUCCAUAUUUGCCUCCGCCUUCCAGCUCAGCAGGCAACGACGCUCAAGCCGUGAAUGCUGCUGGUGCUUUGCCGUCGCUGUCUAGUCGGAGUUUGUUUAGCCGACCACCACCCAUUGUCAUUUCCGGUGGUGCUACAAUGGGACAGCCACGUGACAGUCGAUCGCGUACGCUCGACAUGGGUCAGUUUGCCGAAGCGAGACGGCGAAAAAUGAAUUUUCAGGACAUUUUGGCGUCAACGGGCGGGCCUGCCGUUAGUGCCGGAAUAGCAGCAGCCACAUCCAGCGCGUUGUUGCAGUCGACUAUUUUUUCCGCUACCAAUGGUAAUAUGGAAAACCUAUACCAAACUAGCGAUACGUCGGCGACCGCAGUGUACCCAGCCUCCGCAUCGAGGGUCUUCCAGCAAAAGUUCUCGUCAGUGCAGUCUGAUCAGCAUUCUGGUCGAAUAGUAUGA